AUGGCCAGAAACACCGGCUUUUACCCUUUGACACGCCUAACUCCAGCGUUGAAUAGCCACCCCAACCACAUCAGACCCCUUUCGUUUGGCCUUUUUAUCCCGCCUCGAAUCCUGGGAGCCGCUAAAUACGGUGGGCUUAACAUCCAUCCGUCCUUGUUGCCGGACUUUCGAGGCCCGGCCCCAAUUCACCAUACCCUCUUAGCCGGGGAGAAAAGUACCGGAAUUACAUUACAGACGCUCCAUGAAUCUAGGUUUGAUCAUGGCAUGAUACUUGAUCAAACCCGGUUCGACGUCCCUAGGCCAGGAUCGUACGACGUGCAGAGCCUCAUAAAGGUUGCCGCCGAGAAAGGCGCGGAGAUGCUUGUCAAUGGGAUUCGGAAUCGUCUGUUUGUCCCGCCAUUAGCACCGCUUGUGCAAUCUGUAGUUGUACCUGAGAGCGCUCUGAGACAUGCUGCCAAAAUCCGCCCCGAGGACCGCCAUAUCGACUGGUCGUCAUGGCCGUGGGAUCGAAUAUAUCGACAUCACAAAGUCUUAGGGUCUUUGUGGAACUAUGCUACAAUCUCAGAGACUUCACAGUCCGUUGACCCUCCUUUACAAAAACGGAUCAUCCUCACGGACUUGGAGAAUAUUGAACCAGAUUCUAUUCUCGCACCUUUGUCAUCCUUGGAACCUGGGAUACCUUUUGCGAUACCAGGUGAUUCGUCGAUGACGAACAAGGAUCGACCAUUAUAUGUUCUCACAAGUGACAGCAAAUUGGUUCGGAUCAAUCAAAUAAAAGUGGAAGGCGACAAAUGUAGGGGGGCCUAUGCUGGUGCCCUUAAAGCCAAAGUAAUGGGGCCUCUUGCACAGGGAGAAAAUUCACAUAUUCAGCCAAUUUCUUGUUUCUAUGCGCCGCUAAAGUGA
Messenger RNA from Uncinocarpus reesii 1704, 903 nucleotides. RefSeq lists its product as uncharacterized. Gene Ontology annotation, cellular component: mitochondrion. The record is from RefSeq and is a predicted model, not a curated record. Gene Ontology annotation, biological process: conversion of methionyl-tRNA to N-formyl-methionyl-tRNA; biosynthetic process. The coding region runs from base 1 to 903 and encodes 300 amino acids. Gene Ontology annotation, molecular function: methionyl-tRNA formyltransferase activity. Lineage: Eukaryota; Fungi; Ascomycota; Eurotiomycetes; Onygenales; Onygenaceae. The transcript is spliced from 3 exons.